Messenger RNA from Durio zibethinus, 1860 nucleotides. RefSeq names its product cytokinin hydroxylase-like. Gene Ontology annotation, molecular function: iron ion binding; monooxygenase activity; oxidoreductase activity, acting on paired donors, with incorporation or reduction of molecular oxygen. The record is from RefSeq and is a predicted model, not a curated record. NCBI's taxonomy places the organism in Eukaryota, Viridiplantae, Streptophyta, Magnoliopsida, Malvales, Malvaceae.
GUGCUUACAUACAAAGAGCUAGAGAUAUAUAUAUUUAUCGAGAGAUCAGAUACAUAUAUAAAUAAAUGGGGUUUUUCAAGCUAUCCCAAGCUUUUUUCAGCUUAGCCACGCUGGGUUUUCUUCUCUUUUUGUUCUUGAGAUUGUUAUUCUCUUGCUGGAUUCUGCCCAUUCGAGCUUACCGCAAGAUUAAGCGGAAUGGGUUUGGAGGUCCAACUCCUAGUUUUCCACUGGGAAAUAUCGGAGAGAUGAAAAACAAUAGUAAAAACAUUAAUGAUUCUUCACUUCAAUCCUCUGGUAUUUCCCAUGAUAUACACUCCACUGUGUUUCCAUACUUUGCUCGGUGGCAAAAAUCUCAUGGAAAAGUGUUCAUCUACUGGCUGGGAACGGAGCCAUUUUUAUAUAUUGCAGAGCCAGAGUUCCUUAAGAAAAUGUCAUCAGGAGUCCUGGGAAAGAGCUGGGGAAAACCUAAUGUGUUUAAACAUGAUAGAAAGCCUAUGUUCGGAAGUGGUUUAGUCAUGGUUGAAGGAGAUGAUUGGGUUCGUCAUCGCCAUGUUAUUACUCCCGCAUUCUCUCCAGCUAACUUGAAGGCUAUGGCAAGCUUGAUGGUGGAACCGGCCGCAAAGAUGCUAGACAGGUGGGCUACCCUAAUAAAUUCUGGUAAACCUGAAAUCGAUGUUGAAAGGGAAAUCACAAUAACGGCAGGGGAGAUCAUUGCAAGGACAAGCUUUGGGUUGAGCUACCAAAACGGGAGUAAAGUGUUUGAGAAAUUGAGAGCCAUGCAAAUCACACUUUUCAACUCAAACCGCUAUGUGGGUGUUCCUUUUAGCAAAUUGAUGUGCCCUAAGAAAAACCUAGAAGCCAAGAAACUGGGCAGAGAAAUUGACCAGCUCCUUUUAUCCAUCAUAGACGCUCGUAAGAAGUCUUGGGAUGGAUCCCCUCAGCGGGACUUGCUUGGGUUUUUGAUGGAAGGGAACCAUGUCGACGGACGGGUAGGUAAGAGCUUAAAUGCAAGGGAGCUUGUUGAUGAGUGCAAGACUUUCUUCUUUGGUGGCCACGAAACCACCGCAUUGGCACUCACCUGGACAUUGUUACAUUUGGCCAUGCAUCCACACUGGCAAAACCAAUUAAGGGAGGAAAUUAGAGAAGUGAUUGGUGAUGAAGAGAUCGAUUUCACCAGGCUUGCUGGCUUAAAGAAGAUGGGAUGGGUGAUGAAUGAGGUGCUAAGACUAUACUCACCAGCACCAAAUGCACAAAGGCAAGCAAGAGAAGAUAUAAAGGUGGAUGAUCUAGUUAUCCCUAAUGGAACCAACAUGUGGAUCGACGUUGUAGCCAUGCACCAUGAUCCAGCAAUAUGGGGUGAUGAUGUUAAUGAAUUCCGGCCGGAGAGGUUUAAGGAUGAUCAUCUAUACGGCGGGUGCAAGCACAAGAUGGGGUUCUUGCCUUUCGGGUUUGGAGGGAGGAUGUGUGUUGGAAGGAAUUUAACGAUGAUGGAAUACAAAGUUGUCUUAACCCUUAUGCUCACUAGGUUUUCCUUCUCCCUCUCUCCAAAUUAUCGCCAUUCACCUACUAUCUUGCUUUCGCUGAGGCCUAGAUAUGGGCUGCCCCUCAUAGUUCAACCCCUCUAGGCUCUUUUUUCUUCCCUUUUUUUUCCUAUGGUAUAAUCAGAUUAGAUUAGGAGGAUGAAGUUGAUUCUUAUACCUUAAUUAUAUAAAUAGUUACUAAAAUGAAAUCGAGUUUGUAGACCAAGUUCAUAUAUUCUCUUCGUUUCUCAUAUAUAUGCCAUGCAUAUACAAGGCGUUCAGGUGUUAUAUGUAUUAUAGUAAAUGGAAAUUAAUAAAAGUAUAAUUCAACUUCUCGGAA